AUGGCUUCAUCUCAAGAUGAAGACGGAUCGAGUCAUGGCAAGAACAAAAGUGUGUCGAUUGAGGAAAUAAGUCAUGAUUACAUUAGUGAGCAAAUCGGGAAGGCUUUGGAGAAUUUCUCUCCAUUUAUCGUUAAAAAGUCAAUGAGUGAUACUAUCGCCAUCAAGAUAAGGGAAGAAGUUGCCUCCGCGGUACAAGAAGAAUUUGACAAACGAUUCCCAAAAGAAAAGGUACCGGAAAAUCAAGACGCUGAGGAACGUCCGAAGCCUAAGAAUGAGAAGCCUUAUGAUCUUAAGAGCUUCCCCAUUGCUAACCCGCCCAAAUACAAUGGGGAUCCUGACCCGAUUGCGUGCACUAGGUGGGUAAACGAGGUUGAGGGAGCCUUUCGCAUCACAAAGACUCCACCGAAAGAUAAGACCUUGUAUGGGUCAAGCUUGUUGUGUGAUAGGGCUAAGCUAUGGUGGGAUGGAGAGAUUGUUAAGAAAGGUGAGGAUGCAACGAUGGGUAUAGAAUGGGUUGAUUUCAAAGUGGCCUUCUUUAAAGAGUUUCGAUCAGAAGCCGAUGUGACUAGGCUUAGGAGCGAGUUUAUGAAUGACUCGCAAGGUACUUUGAAUAUUAAUGAGUUUCGGGUACAAUUUCUGGACAAAGCUCAAUUUUGUCCGGAAUAUUUGAAAGAUGAUCGGUUGUUAAAGGAGCAUUUUUAUCGCAAACUUCGCAAAAACAUUCGAGAGAAGAUUACGUUACUUCAAAUUGAAUCGUUUACACAAUUGGUUGAUGUGGCUAGGUGGCAUGAGGUUGAGCAAGGCAUGCCGGAUGAUGAGACCUCUAAGAGAAAGACGGAACAAAGUAACUCUCCAAACAAGAAGUUCCGGUCUAGUGGUAGUUUGGGGGGUGGUUCGAAUAGGAAAAACAUUCCCACUUGCAAUAAUUGUGGGAAACAUCAUUCCGGAGUUUGUUUAUUACCAUCUAAGAAAGGAUGUUUCAAUUGUGGCCAACCGGGUCACAUUAGCCGAGAUUGUAAGUUCUCUCCAAGCAAGCCUACCGUGUGUUUCAAAUGCUUCAACGAAGGACACAUGAAGAGUGCUUGCCCUUUGUUGACGGAGGAAGAAAGGCAAGUCGAAGCAAGAAAGGCUAAUGAAAGAAAGUUGGCAAAACAAAUAGGGAAUCCGAGGGGAAGAUCGUUCCAAAUCUCGGUAGCUCAAGCUAAAGAAUCCACCGAUGUCGUGUCAGGUACCUUUCUAGUUCAUGACACACCCGCUACGAUUUUAUUUGAUUCCGGAGCAAAUCGUUCGUUUGUUGCUACUCGAUUUACUAAAUGCAUCCCUUUACAGUUGUCUAUUCUUGAACUCCCUUUGUUGGUGGAGGUAGCGGGUAAUCAAACCUACAUGAUUAAAAAUGUGUAUCUAGGUUGUAGUUUAACCAUCAAUUUCGAAAUUUUCAAAGCUAAUCUUAUCCCGAUGGGUUUUGGAGAAUUUGAUGUGAUUUUGGGUAUGGAUUGGCUUGGCCAACAUAAGGCAAAUAUUUGUUGUACCGAUAAAAGUGUUCACCUCAAAGCUCCUAAUGGUAGGGAUAUGGUCAUUUACGGUGAAAGAAAUCAAGACUCAUUGCCCUUAUGCACCUUUGCUCGAGCCCGUCGACUUAUCUCUCGAGGGUGCAAAGCUUUUCUAGCUCAUGUUGUUGAUUCCAAUAAGGAAUCUAAAUCGAUGUUCGAAAUUCCUAUUGUGAACGAGUUUGUAGAUGUUUUCCCCGAUGAUCUACUGGGUCUUCCUCCCGGUAGACAAAUUGAUUUUAAAAUUGAUCUCGUUUCGGGUGCUACACCUAUUGCCAAGUCUCUAUAUCGUCUCGUUCCAACCGAAAUGCGAGAAAUGAUGGAUCAACUCCAAGAACUACUAGAUAAGGGUUCUAUUCACCCAAGUAGUUCACCAUGGGGUGCUCCCAUUUGGUUUGUUAAGAAAAAGGAUGGUAGUUUACGAAUGUGCAUUGAUUACCGUGAGCUCAAUAAAGUUACUAUCAAGAACAAGUAUCCUUUACCUCGUAUUGAUGAUCUUUUUGAUCAACUUCAAGGAGCUUCUUAUUUUUCAAAGAUAGAUCUUUAA
Erigeron canadensis is the source of this 2094-nucleotide messenger RNA. RefSeq lists its product as uncharacterized. The transcript has a single exon. Gene Ontology annotation, molecular function: nucleic acid binding; zinc ion binding; aspartic-type endopeptidase activity. NCBI's taxonomy places the organism in Eukaryota, Viridiplantae, Streptophyta, Magnoliopsida, Asterales, Asteraceae. The record is from RefSeq and is a predicted model, not a curated record. Bases 1 to 2094 code for a protein of 697 amino acids. Gene Ontology annotation, biological process: proteolysis.